AUGGAGGAGGCGGCCACAUCGCCCACGGCGGUGGUACGGGGCUGCUGGUCGUCGCUCCCGGCCGACCUUCUCCGCGACAUCCUGGCGCGGCUGCCGUGGUCGAGCCACAGCCACCCGAGCUUCGCGGCGACGUGCGCGCACUGGCGCUCCGCCGUGGCCCCCUUCUACCCGGCGUGGAUCACCCCGGUCCUCCUCAGCGCCGCCGACGUCGGCUCAACAAACCUCCGCUUCUACAGCCCAUACUACCACAAGAACUUCCAACUCGACGAGACGCUGGAGUCGCCCAACGCCAGGAUCUGCUGCGCCAAUGGCCGACACCUGAUACUCUACCAGAGCGUGGCGGAUAAAAACGUCGUCGUCGACGCGAACCUGGUGACCGGCGACAUCUACGACUUUUACUUGCCAGAGAGCACCAGGUUCCACUUCGUUGCCGUCUACGACGGCGGCGCCGGCAAGCAGCAGGUCAUGUUCGGCGUCCACGCCCACGUCCUCCUCCAGGCCGCUCGCUCCCUACGGCCCCCCAACGGCCAAGGGUGGUCCGCGUGGGAAUUCUCCGAGCUCGACCCAGAGGGGCCAGAACUCGCAGUAUCGCCGAGGACGAACCCCGUCCUCCACCAUGGCUUGCUAUAUCUGCUGGGCGUCGAUGGGAAGCUGGCGGUGCACGACGACAGCCGGCACAGCGAAGGGUUCCAGCUACUCGACAUGCCUGCAGGCUUUGGUUUUCAGUGUGAUGAUGAUGAAUCGCAUCUGUUCGAGUCCGAUGAAGGUGAGCUCAUGGCCGUGCUCAUUGGGCGCCGCCGUGGGUCGCCGGUGCAGGUCGUCAGGCUCAACGAGCGUAGCAUGGAGUGGGAGAAGGUGGAGAGCCUCAAAGGACGGGCAUUGUUUACCGGCACACUCACCACGGUGAUGGUGAAGACCGGCGUUAAGUGGAUGCAGGACAAGAUCUUUGUUCCGAGGCUACACGAAUGGCCUGAGACGAUCCACGCUGACCUCGUUGACAGGGAAGGUGAACUAGCCUUUGUUCCUAAAUCUACGGCGGCGGCACAGGGUCGUCGUGCCGCAUGUGGCAAGGGCAUAUGGACCUGUGCAUUGCCUCCACAAGAAUCGUCAGUGUUUUGGGAGACUAUAAAUGUUGAUUAUAGCAUUUGGGUUGAUCUUAGAAAUUGA
Sorghum bicolor (sorghum) is the source of this 1167-nucleotide messenger RNA. RefSeq lists its product as uncharacterized. Gene Ontology annotation, molecular function: protein binding. Bases 1 to 1167 code for a protein of 388 amino acids. The record is from RefSeq and is a predicted model, not a curated record. The transcript has a single exon. Lineage: Eukaryota; Viridiplantae; Streptophyta; Magnoliopsida; Poales; Poaceae.